This is a messenger RNA of Xyrauchen texanus (razorback sucker), 1834 nucleotides long. Its product is annotated as transcription cofactor vestigial-like protein 3. The transcript has 4 exons. Lineage: Eukaryota; Metazoa; Chordata; Actinopteri; Cypriniformes; Catostomidae. Bases 194 to 1177 code for a protein of 327 amino acids. Gene Ontology annotation, biological process: regulation of transcription by RNA polymerase II. Gene Ontology annotation, cellular component: nucleus. The record is from RefSeq and is a predicted model, not a curated record.
GUAGGUGGUGAAACCCCGAAUGGGACACUUUUGUUUUUAUGCUAAUAUUUCCUUGUGCAAACUGCGGCGCUUUUGUCAACACUCAGGUUUAUAUAGGGGGAGAAUGAUGGCACGAGUUUUUAUGUGUGGUUGAGAAAGCGCACGCUUAAGCCGUAUUUCUGAAGAUCCUCUAGAGCUCGAGUAAGCGUCUGCAAUGAGUUGUUUGGAUGUUAUGUAUCAUCAGAGUUAUGGGGCUCAUCAUUACUUGCCCGCGACAUCAGCAGCGGCGGCAGCAGCUGCAUACAAAGCUGCAUACUACCAUCAGCAGCAGAAGAAGUUCGGUGCCUACAGCAGGAUGCAGGAUUCUGAGGAGCUUCACUGCAGCCAGAUCAAGCAGAAGGGAGCUGUGAAGCCCCGUUCUGUGCCCGAACACCACAUUGAGGAGGAGCAGAAUCUCGGGGAAGAGGAGCGCUGUAAGGAGACGCAGCCUGCUGAGGCUGAGUACUUGAGUUCCAGGUGUGUGGUGUUCACCUAUUUCCGUGGGGACAUUGGGGACGUAGUGGAUGAACAUUUCUCCCGUGCUUUGAGCCAACCCAGUGCCUUCACUAAUGAAGCGAAGACCAGCAAGCUUCAAUCGGGAGGACCAUGGAAAGAUGGAGGAUCCCAAUCUGAGGGUCAGUGUGGCUCUAUAUCAUCAUCCCUGUGGUCUUGUGGCUACCCAUCUCAGACCAGCCCGUGUGUCCCCUCCUCUCACCCUGACUUCCCCCACACCCCUGCCUUCAACCCUGCAGACACUGGCCUCUGGAGCAACCACAACCUCACACAGACGGGUCUGCCCCCUCCCUCUGCGCUUACUGACACUUGGCACUACAGCCUGGGAGCCCAGAGUGGAGCGGGAUAUCCCCACGUACAUGAGAUGUACCCUCACAUUCAUCCGCAGCACCCGCAUCCACAUUCCCCCGCCCACCACGUGCUCCAUCACGCUCACAGCCCAGCUCUGGACCCCCGCUUCAGCCCCCUUCUGUUACCUGGUGUCAGAGCGUCUUGUAGCCCAUCUACCUGCUCAGAUGGAAUCAAGACAGAGUUGGAGUCAAGUAGCAUCCCAGCACCUAGCUGGCCUGCUUCUUUCCAUGGGUCAGUGGAUAUCUAUGACACAGCACUUGAGCAAGAUAAAGCAAAGGCCAGUGUUUGGUUUUGAAACAGAAAGGAUUUACUGGGACUACAUGCCUUAGACUGGAACAAUUCUGAAUUUUGGGUCCCAAAGGACUGCAUGUGGAUUCAUUCCCGAGAUUUUUGAAAGUUUUCGGAACUAUUCACAGGGAGCUCUCUAUCAGUGAGGAAAGCACUAAAACAACUUUGGGGAAAACUCAUGUUUUUGUACAGCAUACCAUCCUGUCUGAGUUUGUGCCCUUAAUGUGUGCUCGACCCAGUGUUGAUCCCAUUCAAGAGGACUCGUCUCCCAUCUGGGCUUUUAAAGAGCUUGGCCAUAAAGGAUGCUACACAUCCCAUAUGAGGUUUAAGAGGUAUAUCUCCCUCUUUCUUUAUACAAAAGAGGUUUUCUCAGUGGUGGAUGCUUUAGGUUCUGUUGAAAGAAUCGAUUGGCUUGGUGCAGUAAAAAGCAGAAAUGUUUGAAUGUUUGAGAAACAACCAUUGUUUAAAUCAAUUUUUUAUUUACUUUAAUAUAUUGGUCUGAAGCAGUCUUGUGAAUUUACUGAUUUGUUUUGUCUAUUCAUAAUUGUGUUGUUUUUUUAUAAAACAUGUUCAUGCCUUAGUCAUUAGUUUACUGCUAAAACUGAACUGCUAAGUGUUAUUGGCAAACAAUCUGUUUUAUUUUGACACAUUGAUUAAAUCAUUA